AUGCCACCGCGAAGGAGGGACGACUCGACGAUCAUCAUCGAUGUGAACCCGAUGCACAGAAUCCCGCUGAUGAUCGUCAACGUGGUGGUCUUCGCAUUCUGUUCCAUCGUCGUCUUUGCCUGCAUUUACACCAUCGUGGAGCGGUACGACGAGAUCUCAUUCCGCCAUCGGUCGCUUCUCAUCAGCUUCGUGGUGAACACCGAGGUGUCCGCGUUGUCCGCGUCCGGCCUGCUGCACAUCAUCAGCUUCAUGGGCUUCAUGGGCGCGCUGCGCGAGAACGUGUGCCUUCUGCGCUGGUACCUGUGGGGGAUCUGCGCCCUCCUCACGCUGGACAUAACCUUCAUCAUCGGGUGCUUCAUCGUGCCGUUCCUCAGCAAAGGCAGUGCGCAAAGCGUGUUCAACAUCGACCUCAUUACCAGCUAUCGGGACAACAUGGACUAUGCACGACUCGUCGAUUACACGCAGGUACGCUACGGCACUCUGCCUCGCAGGUGA
Messenger RNA from Dermacentor silvarum, 495 nucleotides. Its product is annotated as tetraspanin-33. The record is from RefSeq and is a predicted model, not a curated record. Bases 1 to 495 code for a protein of 164 amino acids. Gene Ontology annotation, cellular component: membrane. The transcript is spliced from 3 exons. NCBI's taxonomy places the organism in Eukaryota, Metazoa, Arthropoda, Arachnida, Ixodida, Ixodidae.